Molecule: messenger RNA, 4569 nt
Organism: Siniperca chuatsi (mandarin fish)
Lineage: Eukaryota; Metazoa; Chordata; Actinopteri; Centrarchiformes; Sinipercidae
Gene: alcama
Product: activated leukocyte cell adhesion molecule a
Exons: 16
Coding region: 238-1920 (560 amino acids)
Biological process (GO): cell adhesion
Cellular component (GO): plasma membrane
Source: RefSeq, a predicted model, not a curated record
AAAGCCACGAAAAGGAAUUCGUCCCCGCCCCGUGUCCUCGCGCUCAGCUCUCUGGGUUUCACCUGCGCUCCCACACUGAGAGGCUUCUGAGAGAGUUUCGGACUUUCCAUACCUCUUCCGCACAGGAGUGACAUAUCUGCGGGCCAUAUUUGUACAGCAGACAAGACUUCAACUCCUCAUUUCUUGAAGCUCACCAGAGUUAUCCAGAAGCCCCGACAGCUAGGCUACUUUAUAAAGAUGGAUUCGGCUGCUUUCCUGUUGCUGGUCUUCGUGAGCGCCGGGAGGCUUCUCAAAGUGUGGGGUACAGAAAGCGUGACUGCCUUAUAUGGAGAGACCAUUGUUAUACCAUGUAACGGUGGAGCUCUGGCACCAGAGGAUCUGAUGUUCAUCAAGUGGAAAUACGAAAAAGACGAUGGCACUCCUGGCGAUCUGUUGAUCAAACAGGCCCGCAACGACCAGGCCACGGUUCAGGCCACAGACCAUUAUGCCCAGCGAGUCAGCAUCGAUGACAAGUUCAGCCUUCUCAUCACUCAGGCCUCACUCAAAGACCAAAAGACCUUCACCUGCAUGGUUGUGUCAGACACCAACCUCAUGGAGUUCCCCGUCUCUGUCGUUGUUUACAAGAAACCAUCAUCAGUUCUGAUUAUGGACAAAUCUGAAGUAUUGCAGAAGGAGAAACCAAUAACGCUGGGAACAUGUGUUGCGGCAGAUGCCAACCCUGCAGCUACUCUUACAUGGAAAAAGAAUGGAAAACCCUUGGUAGCCGAUGGGAAAGCCAUUGUGAUCACCCCCAGCAUGAAAUUGGAUCCAGCCACAGGCCUAUCCACCACCUCCUCCACCCUCCAGUAUGCAGCCACCAAGGAGGACAUUGGCGCAGUCUUUGCCUGUGUGUCCACACAUGAGCUGAUCAAUCAGGAGACUGACCUGGAACCCUUUCCCAUUCACUAUCCAUCAGAGAAGGUUAGCCUCCAGAUUAUGUCCAAGGGGUCCAUCAUAGAAGGAGAUAACGUGACACUGAAGUGUCACGCUGACGGCAACCCUCCACCCAGCUCCUUCUUCUUCUACAUCAAGGGCCAGAAAAUGCUGGAGGAAAAUUCAGACAACUACACUUUGACUGGCAUCAGCAGAGAGGCUACGGGUGAAUACAAAUGCUCGCUGGCUGACAACGAGAAAAUGGAGGCCUCCCAAAGCAUCAUUGUUAGCUACCUGGACCUGAGUCUGAGUCCCACUGGAAAGGUUAUAAAGACAGUAGGGGACGCCUUGUCUGUGAAGAUGGAGAAGAGUGCCUCAGGGGAUGCUAAAGUGUCAUGGACAAAGAAUGGAAAGGCAGUGAAGGAGCCAGAGUUUAGCAAGUUGACCUAUGCUGAUGCAGGUGUCUACGUAUGCAAGGUUUCCAUGACCGGCCUCACACGAUCUCAGAGCUUUGAACUGGUUGUAGAAGGGAAGCCUGUGAUCAACAGCCUAACCAAACACCAUGCUGAUGAUGCCAAACACAAAGUUCUGACCUGCGAGGCUGAGGGAGUACCAGAACCCAGCUUCCAUUGGAGCGUCAAUAGCACAAACGAGGAGAGCUCCUAUGUCAACGGCAAGGCCACCCAUAAAAUCACAGUGAUCCCUAAGGUGAACCUGACUGUCACCUGCAGCGUCAGAAACAAGCUGGGAGAAGAUGUCAUGACCAUCAAUGUUUCCUCUGUUUUUAUGGAGGAAAAUAUGGAAAAAGGCUCUCAGGAGGAUUCAGAGGACCAAGCAAAGCUCAUUGUGGGUGUUGUGGCAGGGCUCCUCAUAGUUGCUGCCAUGGUGGGACUCAUCUACUGGCUCUACAUGAAGAAUUCAAGACAAGGAAGCUGGAAAACUGGUGAGAAGGAGUUGGGAACAUUUGAGGAGAGCAAGAAACUAGAGGAGAACAACCACACUGUUUAAAAGCACUUAGGCUGUACUGCAUGGGAUGAGAGAAGAAGCAGUUGAAAGCAGCCUUGCAACAUUAAAAAUACAGACUCCCAGUUGGCUGCUGACGCACUCCAUCAGGCUCCACAUAAGCAGCAAUCAGAGUCAUUUUCCACGAAGUCCUGCUCACAGCCUGCUGUCCCACCUCACUGUUUGAAGUCUGCACUGAGGCUGCCUCGUGUUACUGUGUCAUUUUGUUUUUUGUGUUUCUGGUGAAUGCUCCCUGUUAUGUUUUGUUUGAGCAAUUCCGUGAGGCGGGGGGGGGGUGUUCCACUUAGUUUUUCCUUUAGUUUUUAGGUUUUUUUUGUUUGUUUCUUCUUCUUGACUUUCUUUAAAGAAUGUAAAUUCCUUGUACACAUUUUAAGGCCUGUAUUAAUUUUCUGUGUGCCCUGGCUGAGCAUGCCAAUGUCUAUUUUUAUUUUUAGCCUUUGUGUAGCUGUGCUCAGAUAAAAAGACACUUCACGGCUGUAUAACCCUGCUGAAACUCUCCUCAAACUUUUCAGAAGAUAACUUUAACAUAACUUAAUCUCCUGACUGUUUUCUGGUGUUUAAACACUGGCAAAUGGAUAGUCUGAAAAUCUAGUUAAUGGAUGCCCACAAAAAGUAGAGUCCUAGUUAUAAUCAUGAUAUUAAAUUAGGAACUGGAUGCACUGUGAAUGAUUUCUAUACAUGCAACUGUGACCACUAAAACCAAAGUUACUGUGUUUUUAAAUUGCAUUUGUGUAGACAUAAAUUGGACAUCAGCACACUGAGCAUUAUGACACACUCAACCACUAAUUUGUUGUUUUUGUAAAUGACUUUUUGUUAGUUUCAAGGGGGACUUUUUAAUUCCUUUAUAUUGCAAAUAAUUUUAUCUGAAAAGGCAAAAAGAAAUGAAAAGGAAAGAAGUCAGGCAAGGGCAAAAACUUGUAAGAAAUGCUAAAGUGUGUUCUGCUGUGAACGUUUCUUUUUUAAGUUCAUGCUAAAAUGAGUUUGUUCAUCUGUAAUUCAAUUUAAUACACUACAUUGAUGUCUUCAUUUCUUCACCUGUCUGCUCUACAGUUCCUGCACAAUCCUCUCAGGGUUGAGACCAUGGUUUUUGAGUAGAUUUAAUAUUUUCUGUUUCAUGUUUUCAUUUUGGAAGAGUUUUUUGUGUUUUUGAUGUAUUUAUAAAUUGCGUGCAACCUACUUGGAUGGCGAUGCUGCUGCAUGCAAGUUAAUUCUUUUUUAAGUCUGCAUGGAAGGCAUCAUCAAGUGUUGAAAAAGUACCGCAUGGUUACAUGGUUACAUGACUUACUAUACAGUAUCCGUGCUCAUUCUCUGCUGUACUAUUAUUGUUAUUAUUAUUAUUAUUAUUAUGUUAGCUCAGUGGUGUGAAGGAUAAUCCAAACUGAAGACAAUGGUUGAGAUGGGCAGAAUAGAUGAGGUGCAUAAAAAUGAUGGCUCUCUGGGUUUCUAUCAUUUUGCUCUGGUUCAUCCCACAAUCCAAUACCCCAGUGACCCACCAAAGAGCAAGCAUUGAUAAGACAGUUUGAGGGGAAUCAUAAAACUUGUUAACAUUUACUUGGUACACAAUUGUUUCUUAAACUUGCUGAAUACACUUGCAUAUUUAUGACUCAUGUUGUUCUGAUAAAUAACUUGACAAAAGAAGCAUCAACCUUUCACCUCAAGAUAAAAUCUGUUAAUAUUUCUGAGAAUACCAGUGGAUUGUGACUAAUCCCAAUAGUCUGAUUUAUAAUAAGUUUGCCUUUUGUUCUUUUUUGAAAUAACCAAAUAAUCAGGUCAGCAGUGAAACCAAAGAGAAUAAGAUGAGAAGGCCAUAGUAGUGUUGUAAAUACAGACUUUUGUUUUUGUACUGUUGACAAUAAAGUGUACAUUUUGGAGGGAAAAAAAUGGUUAUGUGCGGUGUAUGUGGGUAUCAAAGAGUCCCAACAUACUGUAUAUAAAUGCAUAUUUAUAUGCACAGACACACAGUAGUAUGUAAUUUGGAGUGUUUCUUUCCAUAAUUAUGUUUGAGUAUUUAAAGAAAUUAAAUUAAUUACCCCAAGGGGAAUGUAAAGUAAAAAAUAGUAGCGCCUAUUUUUAUUCCUUGAUGACCUCUAUGAAAGACCUGUGCCAGGUGAGGCAGAAUCCAGCACGUUUUGUAAUUGUAUUGGAUGAUGUGGCAUCUCUUCUAGUCAGAGUGGUUUACAGCCAUUCCAGAAUGGAGUUACUUUUCCUUCCACCUUACUCUCAAUUUCUCAACCCAUAGAGGUAUUUUUUUCCCUUAUGAAGGUAGAAAGUCCCUCUUGCACGCAAUGAAUGCUGGAUGUCUGGACAUAUCUGCAGAUGAUUGCCAGGGAUGGAUCAGGCAUACAAAAAGAUCCUUUCCCAGGUGUAUUGCAAGAGAGGACAUAAGGUGUGACGAAGAUGAAAACGUGGCCAGAUGAAGAAAUGCAGGGUUGACUAGAACUGUUAUGUUUCUAUAUCUGUACCUCCUAUACAAGUAUGUAUAGUGAAUAUACAGUAUAUGGUUUUGUAUUACAUUACUGGAAUUACUUUAGUUUCAUUUUAUCUCUUGGAAUUACUUAUGGCAAAAAAAAAUAAAAUUAAUUUCUGACACAUACUAUAAGGUAGCACAAUGCAUGCAAUAAAGAAGUUACCUUA